This is a messenger RNA of Pseudo-nitzschia multistriata, 1293 nucleotides long. The record is from the annotation of a GenBank genome assembly. Lineage: Eukaryota; Bacillariophyta; Bacillariophyceae; Bacillariales; Bacillariaceae.
CUCGAACCUGCCGUUUUCCAGCACCUACGGUAUAUACAGAUACAUCCACGAAAUAAUCCUCGAAAAAUUCCUUCGUCAAAACCACUUGUCCCAGUCGCAAMAAUCAAUCAACGGUACAUUGACAAGCAGCGAGCCUGUUUYAGCGAUGGAAAAGAGAAACCAUGGAGGUAGAAAGCUCAGAAACAACCGGAAAUGAAACCAGUGUUGCAUGUGCAUCAGGUGCCGCAAGCAGCGCUACCRCCAAUCGAAAACACGCAUGCGAAAUCGWAGUGACGUUCCCUACAAAUCUUCAUGCACAACAAGCUCUAAACAUUUUGCAAGUUGAUCGAGAACCCACGGACCGUGUUUCCAAAUCAUUUCGUUUGRUGAMGACAAAUGAAACCGCAGAAGAUAGCAAAGGCGGAGUAAACGAAACUAUUUGUAACUUGAAAGUGUGAGUAAUUUUUGUUCAAGCUUUUGGAUGACGGGAUACCAAUAAUUUGUUGGCGCCGAGAGACAGAAUCCCUCAGAGAGACGGCGCAAUGCCAUCUGACGAUAAUUCGAUGAAACCAAAUCUUACGUAAUCGGACAAUGAUUUUGUGUACCGUUGAUUCUUUCACCAAUUUCCCGGCAUUACUUUUGUGAUAUGCAACGAAUAAUUAUUGAAGCCGAUUCGAAAGCAAGGAACUAAAGAUGAUUCGAGUUGCAGUGUCAUCAUUUUACGACUAUUUGACGGUAUUCUUGAAGACUGUUCAAGAAUUUGACACGGCAUUAUAGCAAUGGAAUACUAGUCURCUAGUAUACAGCAAGUGCAAUCAAAGUCACAGCGACUCUCAUCAGUUCAAUAGAGACAAAAUUURAAGCUUUUGCGUGUUCUGUUGUGAUGUUUAACCGUCAUUGCACCCAGGAUCAUAAGAAUGAUGUAGUACUAGUACAUUUGACAAAACUGAUGUUUGCAAUGUUAACUUUGAAAUUUUCACAAGAACAGCAAGAACAAAAAAUAUAGAACAAAGAAGAAAAGUGGAGCAAGAAAGUUGUGACAAAAGCAAAAAGAAUAACGUCAACAACUAGCCAGAUGCAGCAGGAGGAACRACUAGCACAGAAGCAUAAGCACCAGCAAGAACAAGAAGAAGAACAACCACCAGGCAGCACCAGCAGCACCAGCAGUACUACAAUAAGAAAUUGCAAAAGACACCUUCCAACACAGCAAUAUUAGUAGAAGGAGUAAUAGUUCUAUCAGUGCUGCUGGUGUAAGGAGAUCUUAGUUACUAGUAAUAGAAGUAGCAGUGUGCUUAAUACAAUAACAAGUACAGU